AGGCACUGGGAUCACAGAGUCAGCACACUAGAACAAAGAAAGAUCAGCAGAAUUUAGAAACCAAAUUUCGACUCUAUACAGACACAACUGAAGAAAGCUGUCAGAUUUUUUUUAAUCAGUUGGAAAGUCUUGACAAAUGCGGCUUCAAUGCCUCUCUUCCUCUGGUGAUGAUAGUCCAUGGCUGGUCGGUAGAUGGGAUUUUAGAAGGUUGGACUUGGAAAAUGGCAGCAGCUCUGAAGACUCAGCAUAAACAAAUUAACGUGAUCAUAGCAGACUGGCUUACAUUUGCCCACCAGCACUAUCCCAUUGCUGUACAGAACACACGCUACAUAGGACAGGAGAUAGCAGACUUCCUGGAAUGGCUAGAGGAAUCUGUUCAAUUUUCCAGAAGUAAUGCUCAUCUAAUUGGGUACAGCCUAGGAGCUCACGUUUCAGGAUUUGCUGGAAGUUAUAUCAGCGGUACGAACAAGAUUGGAAGAAUUACAGGCCUUGACCCCGCCGGUCCCUUGUUUGAAGGAAUGUCACCAACAGACCGUUUAUCUCCAGAUGAUGCAAACUUCGUCGACGCAAUCCAUACGUUCACUAAACAGCACAUGGGUCUCAGUGUUGGCAUCAAGCAGCCUGUGGCUCAUUUCGACUUUUACCCCAACGGAGGCACCUUUCAGCCUGGUUGUCACAUCAUGCACGUGUAUAACCACAUUGCACAAUACGGAAUCACUGGCAUCACUCAAACAGUGAAAUGUGCCCACGAGAGGUCAGUUCAUUUGUUCAUCGACUCUUUGCUUCACAAUGAUAAGCAAAGCACAGCGUACUGGUGUAACGACAUCAACACUUUCAACAAAGGGAUGUGCCUCAGCUGUAGAAAGAACCGGUGCAACACCCUGGGCUACAACAUCAGGGAGGAAAGGCUUCCAAAAAGUAGACGACUCUUCCUGAAAACAAGAGCACAUAUGCCUUUCAAAGUCUAUCAUUAUCAGUUCAAGAUCCACUUCAUCAAUGAAAUCCAAGGCAAGCAGACAGACCCAACUUUUACCAUCUCUCUGACAGGCACUAAGGAGGAUGCUAAAAACCUGCCCAUCACACUACUUGAAGGUAUUAAUGGGAAUAAAACCUACUCUUUUCUCAUCACCCUGGACACUGAUAUUGGUGAGCUAAUAAUGAUUAAGUUCAAAUGGGAAGGAACUGCAGUUUGGGAAAAUAUCUGGGACACAGUUCAAACCAUAAUACCAUGGACAAAAGGAACCCGUCGACCAGGACUUAUAGUGAAGACAAUAAGAGUGAAAGCAGGGGAAACACAGCAAAAAAUGAGCUUUUGUUCUCAAAGCAUUGACAACCUUCACCUCCAUCCAGCCCAAGAGAAAACGUUUGUGAGGUGCGAGGAUCGCUUUCGGAGACAAAACAGAAAAUGAGCAAGAA
Mesitornis unicolor (brown roatelo) is the source of this 1416-nucleotide messenger RNA. RefSeq names its product lipase, hepatic (gene LIPC). The record is from RefSeq and is a predicted model, not a curated record. Gene Ontology annotation, biological process: lipid metabolic process. The annotation marks the transcript as partial. The transcript is spliced from 8 exons. NCBI's taxonomy places the organism in Eukaryota, Metazoa, Chordata, Aves, Mesitornithiformes, Mesitornithidae. Gene Ontology annotation, molecular function: apolipoprotein binding; triacylglycerol lipase activity.